Molecule: messenger RNA, 2052 nt
Organism: Trachymyrmex septentrionalis
Lineage: Eukaryota; Metazoa; Arthropoda; Insecta; Hymenoptera; Formicidae
Product: beta-1,3-galactosyltransferase 5
Exons: 3
Coding region: 221-1294 (357 amino acids)
Cellular component (GO): membrane
Molecular function (GO): hexosyltransferase activity
Source: RefSeq, a predicted model, not a curated record
UGAAGGGUGUGCGUCAUCACCCAGUUUCAAACGAUUCAGACGAGUAUGGAAAAUUCAUCGCUGUCGUCGUCGACGUCGAUAUUGUUGUUGUCGGUGAUGUGCAAUUUUUUUUUCUCGCGUACGUGGAUGAACGCGGAAUAAUUUUUCUCGACUGAUCUAACGUGCCUCUGAGGGUCGGCAACCUAAGGGUAGAUGUAUAUGAUGAAAGGGGCUUAUUAGUAUGCUGGAUAAGCGGCGGCUACAUGCCUCCGGUACUUCGCCAUGCACCCUCAUCUUUGUGGUCGUUUUGGCACUAACUGGAUGCUUCUCGUUUUGGAUUCACAUCGAUGGUUCAGGAUCGCCGAUUCCUUACUCCAGCGGCGGUGUGGCCGCGCCAGGAUAUAUCCUUAUAUUUCCCGGAAACGUCACACCUUCCACGCAGCCCUACUCAAUAAACGAACUUCCGUCCGAUGAUAAAUCCACGCUGAUCAACAUCACGGACUUUAGGUUCAUUAUGAACCACAAUCCCUGUAAUCGUACGCAGCCAUUGCUAUUAAUGUUGGUUCACUCGGCGCCAGGGAAUUUCCCGAAGAGGCAUGUCGUGCGGGAGACCUGGGGUCAACAAGCGCCGGACGUGACUUUAUUAUUUCUCGUGGGAUACUCGAAGAAAUAUCAAUCCAAGCUCGAGAAGGAGAACGAGAAAUACCAAGAUUUAAUACAGGGAAACUUUCUUGAUGCCUACAGAAACAUGACCUACAAGCACGUUAUGGGAUUAAAGUGGGCUACUUAUUAUUGUCCAAGUGCCAAAUAUAUUCUUAAAUUAGACGAUGACGUUUUUGUUCAUUUACCGGCCAUGCUGGACUUUCUAACGCAUGGCCUUUCGCCGUGGGGUGCAAGACGUCUGAUUCUCUGUGAUCUUUUGUCGGCUUCCGCAGUGAAGAGAUCUUGGCGUUCAAAAUGGCGCGUCUCUCCUCAGGAGUAUCCCGGUAGACUUUAUCCCGCAUAUUGUGCGGGAUGGGCGAUCCUAUACUCUCCCGAUAGUGUAUUUAUACUGUACCGCGAGGCUCAGAAAGAGCCGUACUUUUGGAUCGACGACGUUCACAUUACCGGGACACUGGCUAGGAAAGUAAAUUUAACGCAAACCUCAUUACGCUCUUGGGUGCUUACGACUGAGAGCAUGCGGGACCUGCUGUCGAAUCCGAAUGCUCGACGAGAUUUUUUGUUCGGGCCUCCGGAUCUAACGGAGAACGGAAUACGAGCCUUAUAUAGUCUGGUUACUAAACCACGGCCUAGCAGUGAAAGCCUAUUGAAUUAAACGUCUAAUAGAACAAUUUCGUUAUACUUGAUCGCCGUAACGCGAGGACGGCGGAAAGAAAGAGAGAUACGAACAGCGAGUGUUCUUAUAUACUUUCUGCGUAUCUUAAUUCUAUAUGCAUUGCGAUAUGCCCUGUACAACAGUUCAACGUAAGUGUUCGAUUAUUUGCACAAUGUACAAACGCCAUAUUAUGUAUGAUACGUACGUAAUAAUGCGUUACAUAUAUGUGCAUAUGUGUAUAUAUGUAUAUAUAUAUAUAUACAUAUAUACACACACACACAUACACAGCGCAGCAAACACAUAUUACAAAAUUUACAAUUGUCUCAAACAAGAAAUGAAACGGGUAUAAUUUCGAUGAAUCUCUUUUAUUAUAGAUAUUAAGAGACACAUAAUUGUGUCUCGCGCUAAGUCACAGUCAGAAAACAGCAAAACGGAAAUGUGUACUUAUGUGCGAAUCGUCUAGUGUAGAAUAUUUCAAAUUAUCGAAUCUCAGAGUAAUGCCUGGACCGACCAAGUUCCUAAUAUUUGGAAAAGAUCCUUGUAUCGAUUGUUAUAUUUACACGUCGCAAAUAACACAUAGGGAUCAAUAUCACUUACUCAAACUCGAUGGAAUGAUACCGGUUUCAAUUCCUGUAUUUGAUUAUUAUUUAUAUUCGAAAAAUACUCAAAUAUAGUGUAAGUUUACCCAAGAUAUUAUAUAUUUACUUAUCUACUAAAUUGAAAGGGUUUAUUUCUCUAUUCGAGACUGCUAAUCUAUA